UAUGCCCACGGCUCUCUGCCUCCUUCCAACAUCCAUCUGCUCCGGAAAGAGGCAGAGCAGAUCGAGAAGGCCAUUAUUGAUGCACUGGAAUGUCAACUAGCACGACUCCAAGACCGUCUCGCUAUGAUCAAUGGCAGUCUAUCUACAGUCAUUUACCCCGUCAACACUCUUCCUGCCGAGAUUCUCUGCAAAAUAUUCGCGUUCGCCGUGUCUUCCUCUCUCGGGAACGACAUCACUCGCACACUGUUACUAAUUACUUCCGUAUGCCAACGCUGGCGUCAGGUUGCCAUCGCCGACCCAAGAUUGUGGACGAAUGUCGGCUACUUCGUCAGGCGCUUCGAUCGGAAUGAGCCUGAUUGGUUGCUUCGACACUUUCUGUCGCGCGCAUUAGGACACCCCAUCCGUCUAGCCCUCUCCUUUGCAGCCGCAUAUAGCAGAGUAAACGUGCUACCCCAUCAUUUCUUCUCAUCUGCUCGUCAAUGGAUGGAAGCAGACAUCACCGGUCCUUCGAAUGAGGGCUGGGCCUUCCAUCCCUCCGACCUGCCAUUGGCUUCCGCACUCGACCUGCCUCAUUUGGAGAAGCUUUCUCUGGAUGUGCGGAUUCACGUUGGAGUGCCUCCGCGCCCCAUGUUCCAGAAUGCACCUCGUCUUCGCGAGCUAUCCAUUCGCCAACCACUCCACAUUCUGCAGCUCUCGUUUCCCGUCUACCAGCUGCGAAAACUCACGAUCCUCCACGGCAGCAACACGGCCGCAUGCAGUCACAUCAUCUCGGUGUUGCCCAAGCUAAUCGCUUUGGAGGACCUCACAUUACCCUCACUGAUUGACGACAUGUCGCACGAGUCUCCGACCCCCUUCCCAAUGCAUCGCCUGGAGACGCUAGCGCUGUUCGGCUGUAGCAGCAUCGUCUUACCCCACCUUUCCAUGCCAUCUGUGACCUCACUCCAACUUUCGGAACUCAGCACUUACAUUGCUCUGAGAAGUUUGGAUUCGCUCCCCGGCAUCGUCUCCGUGUCACUUGUUGGCAGCCGCCCCAGCACAUUCGGUGUCGUGCUAAACACCGCCAUGUUCACCCCAGUUAAACACCUCACGGUUGAUGCAUUCCCCAUGGCCCCGCCCAAUGCCACACAGUGUGCCACCGAUCUUGGAACUCUCCUACCGAACCUUGAGUCGUUCACCGUCCGGAUUCCGCCUUCCAUGACCUCCGCCAGCUCCCGGUCAGUCCUACGCCCAUUCAUCGAUGGAAUCGUCAUGCGCGCCAAUAUCGCACGCGCUGCUGGCGUCACAGCCAUGAAGCUCACCCAUUUCAUCGCCGACUUUGCGCCCUUAACUGUGCAGCCUGUGCUGUUUCCCGAAGACACACGUGACUUGAAGCACCUCCAGCAAACGACGAAUAUACAGAUCUCGAUGCCAAACGGAUAUCCGGCUCGAAAAAGGUGGCGGUUACAGGCAGGCAACAGCAACGAGGAGCAUACGGAGGAGCUCAUCCAAGAGGUGAAUUCAAAAAAUCCACUUGUAAUUGGGUAG
Molecule: messenger RNA, 1524 nt
Organism: Mycena indigotica
Lineage: Eukaryota; Fungi; Basidiomycota; Agaricomycetes; Agaricales; Mycenaceae
Product: F-box domain-containing protein
Exons: 1
Coding region: 124-1524 (466 amino acids)
Molecular function (GO): protein binding
Source: RefSeq, a predicted model, not a curated record